AUGAAUUCACGUGACCCAAAAUUCGUGUUCAUAUUCGGAGGGCAGGGUCUCGAAUGGUAUUCAAUGGGAAGACAACUAAUUCAGAAUGAAGUUGUUUUUAAAGACGCCAUUUUUGCUGUAAGUGACUUAGUGAAGGUUUUAGGGCAACCAUGGUCACUUUUCGAAGAGCUUAUGGCAUCAGAAGAUGAAUCCAAGAUGGUAGAAAGCUCGGUUGCUCAGUUGACAACAUUUGCGGUGCAGUAUGCAACUGCAGAACUUCUGAAGUCCUGGCGACUACAUCCAGCAGCUGUCCUUGGCCAGAGUUUGGGCGAGUGUGCAGCUGCUUGUGUUGCAGGAAUAAUUACACUGAAAGAAGCAGUGCAUCUGGUAUUGAUUCGUUCCACUUUGCAAGACGAAUGUCCAAAGAAUGGUCGUAUGGCCGCUGUUGGUAUGUCGGAAGACCAGGCAAGGAAACUUCUAUUAGAUUUGAAACUAAGUGUCUCACUUAGCAUUACUGCAGUCAAUGACCCCACAAGCGUGACAGUGGCCGGUGAUUCGCAGUCAGUCAGUGCACUGGGUCAGUAUUUAGAGACCCACGCGAAAAACACAUUUUGGCGAGUUUUUGGGACCAAACGAGCAUUUCACAGUCCACACAUGGAUAUUAUCCAGAAACCUUUUAAAGCAGCCAUGAGGCAAAUCAACCUAAAUCCUCGGCCGUCAAAUAUUCCAGUUUACUCGACCGUAGAGGGUAAAGCAAUCUCG
Porites evermanni is the source of this 741-nucleotide messenger RNA. NCBI's taxonomy places the organism in Eukaryota, Metazoa, Cnidaria, Anthozoa, Scleractinia, Poritidae. The record is from the annotation of a GenBank genome assembly.